AUGGUCACGAGGAUCUUCGGCCACAUUGCUAUCGACCAGCUCGUGGCGAGCAGGUCCGGGAAGGACACCCGCGAUGACAUCGCCGAGGCCCAGUCGAACAUGGCGGCUUCAAGUCAACCAGCGUUCCGCCAGCAGGGGGCCCAGGAGGUGCACGUCCACGCGAGCAAGACGAAGCGGACGGUGAUCAUCAUGAACGAGAGCGAAUGGAAUAUGGAGUUCGGUAGCCGGCCCACUGCAAAGGAGACCAAAAACAUUCCCAAGAUGGAGGUGAGUGGAGAGGGCGGCGAGGGCGAGGAGACGGUGUUCGUGUUCAAGUGGGAGCCCCACCUGAUGCACCUCAGGACGCACUCGAUCAGCUCAAAGACUGAGGUGCGCCUGAUUGACAAGAGGCUCGACCCCGCUGACCACCUCUACACGCGUCAAGCUGAGCAGGUGAGGGUCGUCGCCCGCAGCGACGCAGGGAUUGCAGCGCUGGAGGCCUUGUGCGCUGCGUCGCUCCCGAGGAUCACG
Messenger RNA from Prorocentrum cordatum, 510 nucleotides. Lineage: Eukaryota; Dinophyceae; Prorocentrales; Prorocentraceae. The record is from the annotation of a GenBank genome assembly.